AUGGCUUGCCAAAAGAAUGGUGUGCAUCAAAGAAUAAAGGAAAAAAACAACCUUGCCAUAUUUUUCAAUUAUGACAAUCAUAGACUUAAUUUGGUUGGCGUACAUGCGGUUGAAGAAGCAAUAAUGAGUGAGAGAGAAGUUAAUGAUUCAAUAAAAGAAGGAAAUCAAAUUUGCAACGAAUGGGGUGUUAAGUUUGAAAGACGCCAAAGAAGAAAAAAAAGAAUGGAUGGAGAAAUGUCUAGAGAUGUUGGGUUAACACCAAAAGAAGAAAUGGAAAGGAUAAUAAAAAGGACUGUCGACCGUCUUUUCAAUGAAUUGAAAACAAGAAGCAUUCGAUUAAUGGAAAUUGAUGAAAAAUUUGAAUUUCUCCUUGAUGUGGAAGGGUUGUGCUUUAAUACGGAAAUCAAUCACUUAAAAGAUCAAUUUCAAUAUGAAGACAAAAACGUUUUCCCUAGUAUGCGUAUAGCAUUUCAUAUGUUGCUAACACUAGCUGUGUCUGUAGCUAGUUGUGAGAGAUCAUUCAGUAAACUUAAACUGAUUAGCUCUUACUUAAGAGCUUCGAUGGGCCAAAGCCGUCUCUGUGAUCUCGCUUUACUAAGCAUAGAGCGAGAAAUUACCGAAGAAAGUGAUUUUGACAAUGUUAUUAAGAAAUUUGCAGCAAUUAAAAAUAGAAAAAUAAAUUUGUAA
Messenger RNA from Hydra vulgaris (swiftwater hydra), 687 nucleotides. RefSeq lists its product as uncharacterized. The record is from RefSeq and is a predicted model, not a curated record. Gene Ontology annotation, molecular function: protein dimerization activity. Lineage: Eukaryota; Metazoa; Cnidaria; Hydrozoa; Anthoathecata; Hydridae.